AUGUAUUACACUCCAUCUAGACCAGGUGAGAAUGAUAAAUUUCCAACUCGUCAUUAAAAACCUCCAGGUUAGAAUCCUUAGUAUCUUCAAAAAUUACCAGAAGAUCCUCGUAGAGUUGAUGAUUAUCAUGGACAUCCUUAAGAACGUCCACCACCUCAAUAAAAACCUAUGUAUUAGGAAUAAGGUCCAGAAAGAGGUCCAAUACCUCAAAGACCUUAAGAUCGACCCCUUCCUCCAUAUGGUAAGAUGCCUAAAGGAUUUGAACGACCUCCUCCUGGUUUCAAUCCUCAGUUCCCUCCUCCUCCACCUCCUGAUAGAUAUAAUCAUGGUCCAUAUGAGCCAGGCUAUCCUGAUGAUAGAUAUUAUAGACCAAUAUCUGCUCCAUAUGGUAGUCCAUAUGGUCCAAGGUAAUAACCAUAUGGAGAACCAUCUCCUUAAGGUUUGAGAGGACCUACAAGAGCAUAUGAUCCAAGAAGAAUAGGACCACCUCAAGAUUUUAGAGGACCUCCACCUCCACCUGAUUAUAGAGGUUUGCCUCCACCUGAUUUCAGAGAUGUUCCUCCUGAAUUUAGAGGAAUUCCUCCACCAGAAUAUCGAAGAACACCACCUCUUAGCUAUUAAGGACCUGAAUAUAGAAGAGGAAUACCAGAACCAAUGGGAUAUCGAGGUGAUUAUAAUAGAGAUGUUGCAUCAAGAGGUGGACCACCACCAGAAUAUAGAGGUGGACCACCACCAGAUUAUAGAGGUGGACCUCCUCAUGAUUAUAGAGGUUUACCUCCUCAAGAAUUUAGAGGUGGGCCAGCUCCUGAUUUCAGGAAACCACCUCCUCAUGAUUAUAGAGGUAUGCCUAACCCACCUCCUGAAUAUAGAGGAAUGCCUCCUACUAAUUAUAGAGGUCCUCCUCCUCCACCUGAUUAUGGUAGAGGUAUAGAUCCAAGAGGAUUGCCUCCUUAAGAAAUGAGAGGAUUACCUCCAGGUGAAUAUAGAAGAGCUCCUGGAUAUCCUUAAAGAGGAGCACCUUCAAAUGAAUUCUAUAGAGGAGAUUAUCCUCCUUAAUAUCAAAGAGGUGGAGAUCAAGGAUACAGAGGAGGACCUGGUGGAAGGGAAUUUGAACCAAGACGACCUUUAUCACCUUAAGCUUAAAGAAGGGAUCAUGGAUACAAUUAAUUUAGUUCACCAUAAUAAAGAAUUAAGCAAGCUUGA
Molecule: messenger RNA, 1203 nt
Organism: Paramecium sonneborni
Lineage: Eukaryota; Ciliophora; Oligohymenophorea; Peniculida; Parameciidae
Source: the annotation of a GenBank genome assembly